Messenger RNA from Callorhinchus milii (elephant shark), 1231 nucleotides. Its product is annotated as 3-beta-hydroxysteroid sulfotransferase-like. The record is from RefSeq and is marked provisional. Gene Ontology annotation, molecular function: sulfotransferase activity. Gene Ontology annotation, biological process: sulfation. Lineage: Eukaryota; Metazoa; Chordata; Chondrichthyes; Chimaeriformes; Callorhinchidae. Gene Ontology annotation, cellular component: cytoplasm.
AGCUCGCCUCUCCUAUUGUUCUCAAUUCUCCUCCCGAUUGAUUCCUGGUAAUUCACGAUGGCAGAAAAUAUAACGACAAAAACUGAUUUCCAGGAAUUCCUUCAUAAUGGCAUUCGCUUUGUCUCACCGAUCCAUUCAGUGGAGCAGUUGGACUGGGCAAAUGAAUACAAAGUGCUUCAAGAUGAUGUGUUCAUUAUUACAUAUCCCAAAUCUGGAACCACUUGGAUGCAGCAGGUUGCAAGUCUGAUUUUAGGCAACAAUGAUAUCGAUUCGGUAAAAAACAAAUCUGUCUACGAGAGAGCCCCCUGGGUGGAAGAUUGUUUGUUUCAACGCAGGUUAGACAGUCAAACUGAGCCUCAGCUGCUGACAACCCAUUUAAACUAUCAAAUGAGUCCAAAUGCCUUGAAACACAACGUAGGAAAGGUCAUCUAUGUUGCCAGAAACCCCAAGGAUGUGAUUGUGUCCUCGUAUUACUUUCACAUUUACAGUCAGUUCCUGAAGACUCCCGAAAACUUUGAACAGUUCUUGAAGCAGUUUGUGGAAGGAAAUGUGUUGUAUGGGCCUUGGUUUGAUCACGUUAGAGACUGGUACAGCCACAAGGAUGAACCCAACAUGCUGUUUGUAACGUUUGAGGAGAUGUUUAAAGAUGUCAGAGGUGUGAUAGAAAAAGUUGCAAAUUUUCUCGGCAAACAGUUGGAUGGAAAGAGUGUAGACUCCAUCAUUAGCUGCUGCACCUUUAAAUCCAUGAAAGAAAACCCUGCAACCAACUACCAAUGGGUAUCCAGGACCAUUUUCGAUCACAAUCGUGGUACCUUUUUAAGAAAAGGGACUGUUGGAGAUUGGAAAAAUCAUUUCCUCGUGGCCCAGAAUGAAUGGUUCGAUUCCAUCUGCAAGGAGCGGAUGGCGGACAUUCCUGUGAAGUUUUACUGGGACAUUCCUGAUUUACUUUCUUCAUAAUACAGUGGAAGCCAAGUAAGCCCAGUGUUGGUUAACCCACGAUGUCAGGUAAACCAGACAAGAUACCCGCCUCCCGAUUAAUUUGUAUCUUUACUUAGUCCAGUGGGAACGGGAAUGGGAGGGAGGAGACACCUCAAAACUCUCUAAAAGGAACUCAAGAAAACAUUGAAAGCCAUUUCACAAGCGUAUAUUUGAUAUAAUCCUUUGACCUUUGCUAAUAUCUGAAUUCUACGCACACUGGAACGUGUAACAUAAUUCAAAUAAAACAUAUAUG